CAAUUCCUAGUUUCAGCCGUAUUAGUAUUCGUUCACGCACUCUGCUUUUCACAUUCUCCAGCAAACUGUGCCGCUUCAGACUAGACGCAAAAUCACCAGACGUUAAAUGUCAUAAUGCCAAUAAAUCUGCCUCAUAUCUUGCGUCAAGUUGAAGAAGCAUGUAAAGCAGUAGGCUUGUCCUUUGUCUGUGUACAUGCGAAUGCAGUCCCCAUGUAACCAAAAAUUUUGUCGUUUGGUCGCAGUUUCGAAAGAAAAGCCUAUUCAGUCUAUUAUAAAAGCUUAUAAUUUUGGACAAAGACAUUUUGGAGAGAAUAAGAUUAUUCAUUUGUAUGACAAGAGUUACGCACCGGAGUUGAUUAAUUCUUGUCCAGACAUUAAAUGGCACUUCAUUGGCCGAAUUCAAUCCAAUAAAAUAAGAAAGCUCGCCGGAGUUAACAAUCUGUACAUGGUAGAAACUGUGGACUCAAUGGAUCAUGCUGAUAUUCUUAAUUCAACGUGGGGGUUAAAUCAUCAGAUCCCUCUAAACAUAAUGAUCCAGGUGAAUACAAGUGGAGAGCCUCAGAAGAAUGGCAUCAAACCCACUGAAGUUAUUAAUCUGUACAAUCAGAUCGAGGUAAAAUGCCCCAACUUAAAAGUCGUUGGUCUUAUGUGCAUUGGACAAGAAGGAGUAGAUAUCAAUUCAGGUCCAAAUCCUGACUUUGUGAGAGUUACUAGCCUCUUCUUUAGGGAAGUCGCCGUUGGAUUUUGAACUAAGUAUGGGGAUGUCUCAUGAUUUUGAGCAGGCUAUACGACUUGGAAGCACUAACGUUCGCAUAGGAACGGCCAUAUUUGGGCAGCGAGACUCGGAAUACGUACUCAAACAGGAUACCUCUACAGACAAGCAAACUCCCACUUGAUAUUCUAUUGGUGUUGUUAAAACUAUCGUUGUUUGGCUCUCAUCACUUCAUGUAUAGAAGCCAGUCAUUUUAUGUUGUUAAACUCGUUUUGUUCCACAAACAUCUUUUAAAUUAUUUUGCUUGGUUAAUAAAGGAGUAAUACAAAUUUAACGGUAUUCUACCUGUGUCUAUAGUUGGAGCUCUGUUGUCUUUGUUAAGACUAAGUACAUGCUCAGCUUUUUAAAGGAAAGUAAUGUCAUCAUCAUGCGUUACACAUUAAGGUUCAUAACUACAACCAGUUUGAUUGUACUGUCACUUUUCAGUAAGGGAUGCACCUAAUAUCGCUUAGUUAAUCUGUUUCCGUACUGGGGUAGUUGUUUAUAUGUUGCUAAGACAUUUCUUCCUCUUCUUUCCACCUUCGAAAUACAUAAUUAUGUUCCCUCCCAGAAUUUUCCGUACAGAGAAAUCGCC
Molecule: messenger RNA, 1346 nt
Organism: Schistosoma rodhaini
Lineage: Eukaryota; Metazoa; Platyhelminthes; Trematoda; Strigeidida; Schistosomatidae
Source: the annotation of a GenBank genome assembly